Messenger RNA from Chenopodium quinoa (quinoa), 1007 nucleotides. RefSeq lists its product as uncharacterized. The transcript has 5 exons. Bases 74 to 850 code for a protein of 258 amino acids. Lineage: Eukaryota; Viridiplantae; Streptophyta; Magnoliopsida; Caryophyllales; Amaranthaceae. The record is from RefSeq and is a predicted model, not a curated record.
CCAAUUUAACACGCGAACUAGCUAGGCCAUUAGUCAUAUAAAUUCUUUAUACAAACUCAAACUUUAUAUUAUCAUGCUAUAUUCGUAUUCAUAUUCAUAUAAAUACGAGUGUUACAUGAUUCUUCCAAUUGUACGAAACUCAAAUUGCAACGUAGUUUGGCCAAGAAGAUCAAAGUUUGUAUUUGUAACGUGUGAAAGGAUGAGAAACAAUUUAGGAUCAUACAAAAUGCGCGGUUUGAUUGAGCUUAUACAACUCUAUAGAGCAAAAACAAACAAUGCAUUGGCUAAUAACGCCGUUUUUGCUAAUUCUAGGCGAAGAAUUGGAGAUAAUAAUGGCUCUCUUGUUAAUGUACAAUCACCUGGAGGUAGAAGUGUUCGUGCUGAAGGUGCUUCUACGGGAGGCGAUGGAAAGCCAACACCACCGUCACCUAAACCACGGCCACCACCAGCUAGGCGUGUUUCGUGGAUAAAAAUGGUUUUAGGCUCUAUGUUUUCUCUACUUUUAGCAUUUUGGGCACCUAAAUGGACAACUCUUCUAAGAAUAGGAGGUGAGGCGGAAGUAGUGUUGAGAGAGGUAGAACAAGUGGCGGAAGUGGUAGAGAAGGUGGCAACCGUGACGGAGAGGCUUUCGGAAGAGGUGGCUAAUGAACUCCCUGAUGGUAACAAAUUUAAGGAAGCAGCUUUGGUCGUCGAACAUGUUUCAGAGGAGGCAGCUACGGAUGCUCACUUGGCUGAAGAAAUCAUACAUAAGGUGGACGUGAUGAAGCAAGACUUUGAAGACGUGGAAGAGAAACUAGAACCCUUUAUUGAAAAAAUUGUACAUGACAAAAAGUCUAACAACAAAUUGUAGCAAACCGAAAUCAUCGAAGACACACUGCACAAAAUAGCCUAAGAGAAUAUUCAGUACAAUAAUAUUCCAUUGUUUUCAAUAAUUAACUAUUCCAUGCUUUAAAUUAUGUUAAUCUUUGAGAAACAGGCUCGUUGUGAAUGGAUUAACUUGUUUUGAA